Messenger RNA from Peromyscus californicus insignis, 623 nucleotides. It is a transcript of the gene Ndufb3, whose product is annotated as NADH:ubiquinone oxidoreductase subunit B3. The transcript is spliced from 3 exons. Gene Ontology annotation, biological process: electron transport chain; mitochondrial respiratory chain complex I assembly. Bases 185 to 499 code for a protein of 104 amino acids. The record is from RefSeq and is a predicted model, not a curated record. NCBI's taxonomy places the organism in Eukaryota, Metazoa, Chordata, Mammalia, Rodentia, Cricetidae. Gene Ontology annotation, cellular component: mitochondrion.
AACUUCCAGGCUCCCGCAGGUCGUCUCUACCUUGUCUGGGAGCUUUGCGCCCGGACCGGAACGCUUAUAAGAUCUCCUCCGCGUUCCUGCCGUAAGGAACUCGAGGAGACAACGUCCGUUUCCGGUUGGCUCCAGCUGGAAGGUUGAACCUUGAGUGUCUUGAGAGGUCAGAUUGCUGUCAGACAUGGCAGCUGGGCAUGGACACGAUCACGGACACGGACAUGGACAUGGUCAUGAUAAGUUGGUACUUCCAGAUUACAGACAGUGGAAAAUAGAAGGGACGCCAUUAGAGACUGUCCAGAAGAGGCUUGCUGCACGAGGCCUCAGGGACCCGUGGGCUCGCAAUGAGGCUUGGAGAUACAUGGGUGGCUUUGCAGAAAAUGUCUCCUUCAUGAGCGUGUUUUGCAAAGGGUUCAAAUGGGGAUUUGCUGCAUUUGUGGUGGCUCUAGGGGCUGAAUAUUUGCUGGCCUCCCCGAAUGAUGAUAAGAAGCAUCACUGAAGACAGCAUCUGGAAUUAUCUUGUGACUUCUAUCUCGUAAACCUAAGAUUUCCUCACUCUAGCAUCCUUGACUAUAUAUAUGAUUGUCCUUGAAAGAAUGGUUUAAUAAAGUAAGGAAAAACUU